CGGAAAUAGGAAAAGGAAUGUCUGUCUUAGUUUACCUUGGUGAUCAUUUACAGUAAAUGGCAAUUAUUCAUAUUGCAAUGCUUCGCUCAAAAAAGAUCAACUGAAAUUGAUAAAUCCACGUAAAGCAACCUAUUUUUCAAAUAUGAUAUAUUUUCCGUAAAAUAUAGAUUUAAUUUUAUCAAAAUGUUUGUUUGAUAUAAAUAUAGGCUAUGGCUAUAUUAUUAUUAAAUAAAAUAUAUAAUUAUUUAAUAUUAUUAUUAUUAGGAAUUUACUCAAUUAAUUUACAGUAUUCAAUAUUACAAUUUAAAGUUUAAAUUUAAAUCAUUUCAAGUAAUUUUAAAUAAAGUUUUAAUAAACUAAUUAUUAAUUGAGUUUAAUGGUCACAUGACUUUCACUCAUUAAGUCAUCAUGUCAUUAUCAUUAAAUUAAGACCUCACCUACUUUAGUCAAAUUGUUAGAUUAGAUCUGAAUUACAAGUAUUUCAAGUGAAAGUAGUAAUAGGCCUUAAUAGGUAACUUUAAGAAAGAGUUUAAGUAAGUAAAUUAGCUGAGUCAGUGUCAGUUAAUUUUUUGAAGUAUUUGAAGUCAUUUAUUAUCAGUAAUCAGUUCAAGCUUGACUUGAUAUUUGUUAAAUAGUAUCAUUGCAGUCAGUGACAGUGCACAAAAAAAUCAGUGUUAUCUUAUUAAUACCAUAAACAGAACUUGCCAUUUAAUUUGUAGUAAAAUAAAGAAAUGGUCUAACUUAAUAAUAAAUUAGUAUUGUUUAUGUGUGUAAAAGGCAUAAAACAGAAGUAAAACUAAAUAUAAGGUGUAACUGUGUAUGAUUUUUGAAUCCCAAAGUCAAUUUUAAAUAUAUAUAUAUAUUUUUUUUUAAAUCUAACUUAAUAGUCAAAAUAUUUUUCAUUUUAUUGACAGCCACUGCAUGGAUUUCAGUGUCAAAGGCAUGGCUACCCCACGAAGCUAUCAACGACAUCUACCUGGUACUGGUAGUGCUAGAGGAAAGCCUCAGAUAAAUCCUAUAACGGUAAGUCUAAGUUCAAAUGAAUAUCAUCCAAAUAUUUGUAAUCUAUUUGAAAAAUCAACCUUUAACAUUGAAAAGCAACACAAAAAAAGUAUUAUUAUUUCCUUUAUAUUUGUUUGCAAAAAAAAAAAAAAUUGUUUUAUUUCAUUAAUGAAAUCCCUUUACAUAUAUUAAAAAUUGUAGGGAGAAGAGAUGUAUAUCAACACUCCAAGAUUGCAAGAAAAGAACAAUGUUAACACUAAUGCAUCAUCCGAGUAAGUGUUUUAUAUAAGCCUUAUCACAUCUGAUUAAAUAUGGAAAAUAUAAACUCAGAUGCCACAUUUAAAGAAGGGUAAGGACAGUACUCCUCAGAUAUUGGGAUUAUGCUGUUGUAAUAUAGCCUAUGCCUUGGCCUUUUUUUUCACUUUAAGGUAGAGCUAUUUUUAUCCACCACCACUUGUCUUGUUAGCAUGACCUUGAUAUUGACGUCACCAAGUAAAUGCACAGUGUCACUCCUUCCUAGUCGUCAUUUCCACCCCGCCCCCCCUUUUUUUUUUUGGAUGGGAAAAGGCUGUUGACAUUAGAAUGCAUUCUAUUUAUUCUAAAGUUGAUGCAAUUUCUAGAAUUUCUGUACAAGAAUGUUCUGAGUUGGUGCCUAUAUAUAGGCUGCAUGUCUUCUUAGCACCGACACUUAGAUAGACAUGGCGAGAUAGAUAGAAAGUGAGAGAUAUUACCUAUACAAGAUAUUAUACAAUGGUGUCUGUAAAUUAACAUUUGUAUUUGUAUAGAAAUUUAUUUGUAUAAUUAAAUUAAAUAUUGUUAGUAUCAAUGGCUUUGGAAUCAUUUUCUUUACAUACUGUUUUACUAAUUCCUUUGUUAUGUAUUGUUUAUUAUACGAGCCAAAUCUCAAUAUAGAUUGAAUCUUCAAAACCAUAAAUGUACGUUAAAAAUCUUAUUUAUUAUUAAAUUUUGAAAUAAGAUGACUUGGAGGCAGAGUGAGCACAUAUAAUCUUUGCAAUGCAAUAUGGAUGUUAUUCAGCAAUAAUUUAUUUGCUCUCUAUUUAUUUUGUUUAUGUUUACUGUUAAGAAAAUCAAAUUUUUAAGUUAAUUUUAAAAGAUUUGUGGAAUUUCAGUUCUUUUUAUUGAAGACUUAAAAAAAUAAACUGCUUUUCUCUUCUAGUAAAGUUCCAUCUCUUAAUCUUCACUAUUUGAAAGAUGAUGAUGUCAAGACAGGGGCAAUCGAUAUUGAUCUAAGGAUUCAUGAUUAUGCUCUCGACACUCCGAAUUCAGCGAGCACUGUCAGGUAGGUUUGAUCUGAAAUUGACUCAUUUUAUAACUUUUUUGAAUCAAUUAUUUCAUAAUCUAUUCCUUCUUUUCACUGUAUCAUUUUGUGUGUUUUUUAAUUGCUUGAAAAGUUAAAAAGGCUGUAGUAUUUAAAAUGUUGUCAAUGACUCUCUUUAUAAUUGACUUUUAAGAAAUGUAAUAAUAAUAUAAUAAUUAAUUAUUUCUAGUUCUGAUAGAAUUUAUCUAUUGCGCAUUAUUUACAUUUAAUUAAAAUAAAUUUGUAUAUACUUUCAGUUGGGGCACAGGUAGAAGCAGCUAUCAAGCCGGAUUUAAACCACUAGUAAGUCCAGUAAUGGUUCAUAAGAUCACAUAUUUUCUUUAUGUAUUUUAAUACUUUCAUCGCUUCAUGUUUAUUAUUUAAUGAAUAACCAAGUUUGAAAUGUUUAUUUUGCUCUCAAAAACAUUUUUUUUUUUUUUUACUCUUACAGACAAACAAAUCAAAUACAGUUUCAAUGCGCCCAGCAGGAGUGCCUGGCCUUGAACUUGCACCUGCAAAGCCAUUAUCAGCCCGAAAACAAGUACCAAAACAGGUUUUAACUUUUUACCUUAUUUGUCUUUUCAUAAUCUGUAAGUGCUUACUUCACUCCUCAUAAAGAAAAUAUUUUAACAUGGUUUAGAAGAUUUAUCUUUUUCUUGUUGACUGAUUUAUUUAUUAAAUUAACAUUCCCAGCUAUUCACUGUAGUGAAUAUAUAUACUUUAGGUAUCUGCCACAUUCAAAACAAUUAUGAAAUUUUUAGUUUUUUUUAGUUUUUUUACACUGAAACAAAACAUGCGUGUCUUCUACUUUCUAUUGCAAUCGUUAAUGCACCCCAUCCAGGCAAAAAUCGAUAUUUGCUAUCUUUCAGGAUAAUUCCAUUUAGAUAGUUGAAUAAACCUUUUAAGGUAAUAAUCUAUCGGAUCUGCUGUCUUGUGAUAUGAACUUAUAAAAUAAAAUUAAGAACUACAAGCAUUUAAAAUUUAACAAUUUGUCUUUAUUGUUAUUUCCGGACAGCCAUCUGCAUGGGAUAAAGAAGCUGUACCCACAGACAUCCCCCCACCUUCAGUAAGACAUAAGGAACUAUAUCAGCAGUACGCAGAUGAAAUGAAACAAUCUUACAGGGCACAAACAAACCCGUCUAAAGUUAGUCAGGUCAGAAUCUUAUAUUGGCUAAAAAAAGUUAUUUCAAAGGGGUACAUAUUCUUCAUAUUUAAAAAAAAAAACAAUUUUAAGUUGUUGUAAGAACUAAUAAAAGUGUCCAAUUAUCAGCUAAAAUAUUUUAUUAUUUUAGGAGGAAGUAGAGAAGGUUGUCGAAAAGCUGCGCAAUACCCAAAAGCCUGAAGCACAUCAAGGAGAGAUUGGUGAUGAGGAUGAGUUUGAGAAAGACAAAAGUAAAGUUAAUGAUAAUUGGACAAAGCAGCGCUACACAGGGAAACAGUUGGUCAAAAAGAAGGAUAUUGUAAGCAGUAAUGGAAAAUAUCAGUUUUGUUCUUUUAUUAAUUAUAUAGAUAUUUAAAUUUUCAGCUCGUGAAAUCAAAUCAACCUAAUUUCUUUUUUUUUUUUUCUACUGAACAUUUUUUUAACAGCCUGGUUUCAUUUUAUAAGUAAAUAGUUGACAAAUUUUUAAGCUAAAGAGCCAAUGUGUCCAACCAAAGAAAUUUAUUGUUGAUAACCUAGUUUAAUAAGUUCCUUUUCAAUUUUAAAAAUAAAAAAAGACACAUUCUUGUAUUAUUUUAGGAGGAUCUUUUUGAACAAAAUAAGAAACAGAAACUUGUUGAGACAGUAAUGAUAGAUCAACUGUCAAGGUAAAUAAACAGAUUCUUUUUCUCACUGAAAUCAUAUUCUUAAAGCAAUAAAAUAAGGAAUUCUCAUUUACAUUGGUAUUUAUUUAAUUUUUUAAAAUUAGUUCAUUUAGUUGAAGCUUUUAAGUUUUAUCUGUGAUCCCAACACUUACUUUUAUUUGCCACUUUCAGGGAUUAUAUUGCUAUGUUCCUAAUUUGCCACUUCCCACAAUAUAACCUGCUUAAUUAUUGACUAACUAGUUGUAGCCCGCCAAACAAUGUUGGCAGCCAUGCAUCAACUUCCAAUCUACUUGAGAAAAGCACUUUAUAAGAAUACCAAUUAGUGCUAACCGCAACCGCACAUAUUUUUAUGCCCCUGAACUAUAUCAAUAUUCUAAUGUCCCACCCCAUUUUUACAUCACAGAUUUAUUUACAUUAUAUUUAAACUGAGACUAUUUCCAUGAAACAAAAGAAAACAUUACACACCAAAAGCACUUGCCGAAUUUUUUAAGAAUCUCAUUUGGAGUAGUUAUCUGGAAUUUUCAUUAUUGAAUUCAUCGUCACACCAUACUUUCUUUUAUACAUAAAGAAUUAUAUUGAUUGGUUAUUCACUGAAAUAGUGAAAUUUCUUGAAAAUUGUGAACUCAAUUUUGAUCAAACUUGAAAUAAAUGAAAUAUAAUAACUCAGUUUUUGUGACUUGCUAGGGCUGUUAUAAGUGACCCUGAACAGAAUGAACUCUACACAAGUAGGCCGACAUCAUCUCGAAGAGGAAGGGGCAGCCAUAGGUAUCUUCAUGAUUCCAAGUAAGUGUUUCUUUAUUGCCUAGUAUUGGAGUGUGUUAUGAUUGCUUCAAUAAUUUAUCAUACAAAUUUGUAAUUUACCUAAGAGAAAAUAUCAACCCUAGUUAUAAAAUUGAUAUCAAUUUUUUUUAAAAAUUUGUUGUAGUAAAUUUAAUGAAAGUGGAUUACUUUCAAUAGUGAAAAUUUAUUUUAAAAAUUGUCAUUGUGACAAAAUUCAGUAAAGUGUUCACUAAAUAACUUAUUUCUGGUGACACUCUCCCAGAAUCAGCACUGCCUCUACAGCAACAGAAAACCUUCUAUCCAAAAGAGUCAGAUUUGGAGCAAGGAUUCUUACAAGGUUAGCAGCAACCCUAAAUUGUUUAUGUUUGCUAUUUCAAUUCCUCAAAGAGUUUGCGUAAAUACGUGCUCAAACUGUUUCAAUGGGAUGUUCAGAUUCAUUCAGCAAUUGAGAAAUUUAUGAGAUUUAUCAUCAUUUCUGUUAUUUUGUAUUAUUUGGUUAUAGUUGUUUUGGCUAUUCAUUUAAUAUAACUUAUAACUGAAAUAUAAUUUAUUUGUUUGCUUUAGAAAUGGACAUGAUGCAAUGCGUGAGCUUACGGGGUUUUUCUUUGACUUUGACAAGACUUUAACAGUUUAUGAGUUCAGGCAGUUUGGGAAAAGGUAAAAACACAAUUUUACUUCAGUUCAAACAAAUUCUGAAUCAGGUUCAUUUCAUUUUCUCUAAAAGACCACAGCUUUCUUUGUUAUCAAUUUAAAGUGUUCAAUUAGGGUUUUCCAACAUUUUCUAUAUUUUGCACCCAAUUAGGGUUUUCCAACAUUUUCUAUAUUUUGCACCCAAUUAGAGUUUUCAAACAUUUUCUAUAUUUGGUACCCAAUUAGAGUUUUCAAACAUUUUCUAUAUUUCGUACCCAAUUAGGGUUUUCCAACAUUUUCUCUAUUUUGCACCCCUUAGAAAUAUUUUGACUGAGUCUAGCUUGAGCCUUACAUCUCCAACCAUAGUAACAAUGCAUUUUAAAUUUGGAAGAAAAAUAAACUUGUGACUUAUUACUCAAAAUAAAAAGUUGAUAAUUUUAAAAAAAAUUUAUAUGUAUAUGCAUUUUUACCAUAACUCAAGGACUAAUUCUUCUCUGUUCUUAUAAUCGAUUUCCAGCGCAUCCCCUGAAAUGCCACCAUUCACCCUGUGGUGUUGGAUUUUAGUGGCAGUUAACCAUUUUGGUUUACAAAUCUUAUAUCCAUUUAUUUUAAAAUUAAUGAUGGAUUAGAGUUGGGAGAGCCAAAAAUUACCUGUUUUUAAAGAAUUUGAAUUUUUUUCAAUAUAAUCCCAUAUUUUUAUUACUUCUGCAGUGCCAAAGCUAUGCCAUUCAUAUACCGUGGACAAUAUCGCCACAAGUCAGGACCUAAGAGUGGCCUCCCUUACAGUAUAUCAGAUAUUUAUACAGUAAGUAAUGGUGUAAUGAUUUUAAAUUCAUUUUUUGUCAUCCAAGUUAAUUUUUAAUUUCAUAUACUUAAAUACCAUUUACUACAAAGAUAAUACAAAGGGAGAGAGUUAGCUCCACACUGAUUAAAAUGGUGCUGUGAUUCCAAUAAAGUGAAAACUUUAAACUGAACUAAAGAAAGGUUAGCAUUUUUUCCAAUAAUAUCCUUGAAAGAUUCAUGCUGUAAUAAAUCACUUUAAAAAGCCAAAGCUAGCAAAAGAACAACCAAUUCAAGACUGAGCUUCAGAGAUAUCACACUUUUCUUGCUCUUUAGUCUUUUCACCCCAUCUCCGUGAUACCAGUACUGAAAUUUCGAGGCCACUGUCUGAACACACAAUUUAUAACUUGAAUAAAUCAUAAAGCUAACGAAAAAUAUUCACCAGUAUUGAUCACCUAAUAAACCAAACUUAGCUGUGCUGUUGUUCCCCAGGGAGCAAACUUGAAGAUUCCUACAGAAGGUCAGCUUGCUCUGACAGAGUCGCUGACAGAAAGUGAUGUCAUUGUGCUACGUGUCACAGAUGUUGAUGAGGUGGAGAGACAACAGUUGCUGUGAGUUAACAUAAGUUUUAUCAAAUAAUGGAGACAAGCCACAGAAUUUUGAACAAAUUAACUUCUCUUCUAAACAUUGUUGCUAUUUUUGUGUGAAUACAUAAUUUUAUUUUGCUUAUUAAUUCAACAUAAAUUUAUCUGUUGACACUCAUCUUUAAGUUAAAAGAACCUCGAGUCUGAAAAUGAAAGUUUAGCUCUCACAUACAGUCCUCCUAUUUCUUGUUAAUUUUAUAUGAAACCUUUUAUCAUCCAUGGAUACUUUUGCACACAAAUAAUUGUUAAUUAUUUAGUGAAAAGUAAAUUAAUGAAAAGAUUUAUGAAUUUCAUUCCAUAUGUUAUGACCUGAAUUCACAACUUUACAUAAGUGCAAUAUCUUUUCCUGCUUUGUUUGACUCUGUACCCCAUGCCCACUUCUUUUCUUUAAUUAUCUUCAAUGAAUUAUUUCUUGAUUUAAUUCUUAUUCAUAUUUUCAAUUCUCUGAAAUGGUAAUAACCUCAGUUGUUAUUUUUUUACUAAUCAGCGCUGAGAGGUAUGACGACGAUGACAGACUGCAUGCUCCAAGCAAGAUGGAUAUUGAGAAUCGGGAUUUUCUUUACAUGGUUCAAGGUAACUUCUUGACAAAUUUAAAUUAAAGCUUAUCAAAUUUGUUGGAGCUGAAAAAUUUUAUUUUUUUAAAAUUUAUAAAAAAUUUGUGUUACAAUUAAAUUCCGGUGUAUAUAAAAGUAAAUAAUUUUUGUUAAAACAGAUGAAAUUAGGUCAAAAAUCCGCAAGAGAGCAAUUAAAACAGUCACUGGCCUGGGCAGAUUCUAUAGGAAACUUGACCUAUACAAAACUGGUAUUCUUGACCAGUAUGACCUAGAGAAAGGACUCAAAGUUUAUCAUAUAGAUGUAGAACCAGAGGUAAGUCAACACUCACUGUCUGAAAUAUGUACAUGUAUUUACACAUUCUUUUCCUUUGACUUAUUUGCUCCUAGGAUGCAUAGGCCAUUCAUAAAUUUUUUCUAUUUAAUUUUGAUUUAAAUUUACCUGGUAUCCCUAAAAUUUUGAUCCAUUAUUAAAAAUAAAUGUUUCAGAAGCUAGAGGAAGUUUUUGACAUUCUUGAUCCAGAAGGCUCCAAGUUGUUGGACUAUGGAGACUACAUGAGAGAAGUCUUGGGGGAAAUGAAUGAGUACAGGAAAGCCCUGGUCAGGAAGGUAAAAGCUUCUAUUACUUACCUGGAUCACACAUGCUGUACACCUGUUACUGACACAUCUUAUACAUUCUGUACACCGGUUACUGACAUAUCUUAUACUAGCUGCACACCUCUUACUAUAAACAUGGUAAAGAUCACACAUGAUGCUUAAAGUUUACUAGUCGCCAUUCCUUCAUAUUUUCAUUACAAAGAGAAAAGGGAAACGCAUUAAAAUCUGUAAACACAGCUUGGGGACUUAACUAAUACAAAAAUAUAAGCCAAGGGAAAAUGGAAAAAAUAGAACCAAAAAAUUUAAAAUAUGCAAUUAUGUAACAUUAAACUGUAUGAUUUUUUAACAUUUUGACUCGGGGAAUUGAUUUGUAUUAAAUUUUUUGCUGUAGGCUUUCCGCAAGUUAGACAACGGCAAGAAAGGAGCUAUUCAUAUAAGUGAUGUGAAUAAAUUCUUUAAUCUCAAUGCAAAGUACAGGCCUAGAACAGGUCAGUGUGAUUCACCUUUAACAAAUCCCUCUACACAGUUUGUCUUGCUUGUCAGUGGUAGUUAAUUGUAAAAAUAUUUACCUGGAUUAUCAGUUGUAAAUACCUGAAAUUCUUCAACAGUAAAAAUUUUCUUUAAUUCUUUUUUUCUCUCCUCCAGAUGGUGCCAGUAAUCAAAGUGCACUUCAAGCCUUUUUGGAGGAUGUCCGUGAGAAUGAGAAAGAGGAACUCAUUUCUUACAUUGAAUUUGAAGAAUAUUACGAGGGUCUUAGUUUAAAUAUAGACAAGGAUGAGGACUUUGCUAAUGUCUUAUGCAACACCUGGAAUAUUUGAAUGUUUUGGUUUAGUGGAGAAAACUGUUUUAAUUCUCAAAGCAAGAUGACACAGAUUUAUAUUUCUUUGAGUUGAGGUUAAAAUAUUUUUUGGUGGAACCAAUACAAUUUUUUAGUUUUUUUAAAAUUUAAUGACAAAAAUUAAGUCUUUCAGAAAAAAACAAAAAUAGAAUGUCCACUUUCAAGAACACAACCCAGCAGUCACCAUUUCUGUAAUUCAUUUUAAAAUUAAAAAAAAAAAAUAGCCCCAGCAGAAAAAGAAGGUAAAAGCUUUGUGAAAAAGGUAUGUCCACCACUCUGUAAAGGAAAUAAACACCCUUUGUUAGCUCUUCAGUAUUUUUCCUUUAGCUAAAUAGAGUCAUUUGCUCAAUAUGACUGAAUAUAAUUUGUUUAAAUAAAAUAUUAUGUUUUUAUGCAAGUCCACUUAAUGGCUCUCAAAUUAUAAUUGUGCCCAGCAAAGGGUAUUUAUGCUUUCUGACCAUUCAUUGUCUACUGACUUUGCUCUUCACUGCCACCUGGUUGUUCUUUAAAAUGUUAAUCACAUUAAGUUGCCAUGAAUGGUCACAUAUCUUCUCACUGUUCAUAUUAAAAAAUUUUUUGUUACAAUUCCUACUAAUUGUUGAUGCACCGCUCUUCAAUCACAUUCAUUUUUCUUUAAGGCGUUUGUGCGGUUACAUUAAGUGAUAGAGAAUAAAAAUGAAGUGUGCACUCUUUGUUUGUAAAGUGUUUCAUAACAUAGAAUAGAUUUAAUGCAAAUUAUUAAAUUUAUAGAUGAAAUAUGUUGUUCAUAACUAAUUGUGUACAAUGUACUACAAAAUAUAUAAUUAAAUUUGUUUUUGAGAUUGCUGAGCUUCACAGAGAUUUUUAGAGAUGUUGUAGAGAUGUUUUAGAGAUUGUAGGGAUGUUGAAGAUUUCUUUGUUAAAUGUUUAAUAUCCGUCCUAAAGAAUUUUACUUGCUGUUGACCGUCCUAUUGUUGUAUUCAAUAAAAAAUUACUCAUGCUGUGUUGUAUAAUGAAAGACAUGAGCAGCCACAUGACAGCUUGUCCAGGAGGAUGACUAUCUGAACAUUCAGACAUCACAGAUUGUUAUAGUUGAACAUUCAGACAUCACAGAUUGUUACAGUUGAACAUUCAGACAUCACAGAUUGUUACAGUUGAACAUUCACACAUCACAGAUUGUUACAGUUGAACAUUCAGACAUCGUUACUUUUGAACAAUCACAAUCAACAUUUGUCAUACUUUAACUUUCAUAAUCAUUCAAAGAUUGUUGUACUUGAUCUGUUCACCAUUCCACGGUUUCUUUAUAAUUCCAAGUUGUGGGUGGUCAUUUUUAAUUGUGAUAUACUUACUUACCAGAGGUUAUUUAAUUUGCAACAUUCUAUUUGUAAAGCAUUAGGUAGUUAUGUUGUGUUUGUGGUGAUGCACAUGUAACCAGGAGGAUCACUAUGAUGUAUCUAGGAAUACAUUUGUUUACCUACAAAAACCCAAUUAUGUCUCAGAUUUCUAAUAUGUACAACCCAAUUAUGUCUCAGAUUUCUAAUAUGUACAACAACCCAAUUAUGUCUUAGAUUUUUAAUCCUAGUUUCUUGAAGAUUGGAGGGAAAAUGUUUCACAACCGGUUUGUGAUGCAUUCUUUUAUGUCAUGUUGACUGUGCCAUAAUUCUGUAGUUUAGAGAUCUUGACUAUGCCAUAAUGCAGUGGUUUAGUCAUUGUGACUAUGCCAUAAUGCAGUAGUUUAGUCAUCUUGAUUAUGCCAUAAUGCAGUAGCAUAUACAUGUGCCAAAACUAGAGUAAUGAAACUCAUGAAUCUUAAAGGUGUACUUGCAUUAGUCAACAGUGCAUAGGUUCACCAUAGAAGUGAAUAGGAUUAUAUGUUGGGCAAUUUUCGCUCCAAAUGGGUCCCUCCACGAAGGCAAAAUUAUUUAUAGUUGAACAAUAUUGUAGCUCAAACAUUGGUGAACAUAAAGGGUGACCGUGUUUUUAAAAAAGGCGGAAGUGGAAGAAUGAUUAAAAAAUUCACUCAGUAACAAGGUUCUGUAAAAGUACUCUUUGUUAAUGGAAGGGGAAGUCUGAUCAAACUGUUGGCUAAUGUGACUUUUGUCGUAACUAAUACCUGGUACACCAGCAAGAAAUUUCCACAGUGCUCAAUCCCGAUUUGCAUAUCUGGCUCGAAAGCUUUGUGCCACCUGUAUCCAUGUCACAAAAAUGCACCUAUGUCCUUAAACAAUCAGAGAAUGGACAUAUUGCCGAUGUUCAGUUUGAAGGAUGUUCCUCGUAGACUGAACGCAGCACCUUCUGGUGAACACUGGCGUGAUUCUCAUUAUUGAAAAACUUACUGGUCAAUCAGCCUUCCUCUUCCAUUAAUUGACACAAUAAACUUCAAUGACUGUGAAACAGACAGCAUAACUGUGUUAUUUGGGGCCAUCUUAUUAAAUCUCUGCUGUGACCUUUACUCAAACAGGAUAACUUUCAAAAUUAGUGAAAAUGAUGGUCAACUAUGAAUAUGUUUUCCUCCAUUGAUAGGCCAUUUUACAACAAAAACUGCCCAACAUAAUUCUUGGCACUUCUUGGAAAAUGUGGUGGUUCUGAUGCAAGUAUAUGUUCAAGAUUCAGGAGUUUCAGAACUAUUACUGUCGGCACAUGCUAUACUUAUGCUUUGGCAUCAAACAAAAUCCUUAGUUAGUCUUAUAUGUCCGACAAUAUUUUAUAAGUUAUUGAAAUAUUUCUCAAAUGGUUAGAAGUAGAAGUACAAUGGAGUGUUGGCUAAAGGCCACUAGUAUGCACCUGCAUCGUCAUUUUUUUAGGCGUUUGUAUAGCCGUUAACGGACUACAGAAAAUGGCUUUGAGAACUUCAAGUGACAAGCUAUUUUAGGGACCCUUCCUUGAAGAGU
Messenger RNA from Lymnaea stagnalis (great pond snail), 11813 nucleotides. NCBI's taxonomy places the organism in Eukaryota, Metazoa, Mollusca, Gastropoda, Lymnaeidae. The record is from the annotation of a GenBank genome assembly.